AUGGUUGUGCACGCAGCGCCGCGCGACGACAGCCUGCUGACGCUGCGCGGCCACCGGGCGGCCGUGCUGUGCGUCGACUGGUCGCCCGACGGCGCCCACCUGCUCUCCGGCGACGUCGAGGGCACGUUCAAGCUGUGGGACGUCCUGGGAGGUCCGCUGUUCGAGAAGGAGAAGGCUCACAACGGCCACAUCACGUGCUGCACCUUCUCGCCGGACAGCACCUACUUCGCCACGGGCGCCGCCGACGGCCGCGUCCGGCUGUGGAGCACGCGCGACGCCUCCCUGCUGUACACCUUCAGCCAGCACCACCUGCGGGUCAUCUCGCUCAGCCUGAGUAAAGACAACAACUCGAUCGUCUCUGUGGCUGAUAACGAGAUCUUCUGCUGGGUGUGGGACACGAGCCGGCGGCCGAGUCGCGACUACGUGGAAGUCAAGAUGCAGGCGCCGAACGAGCACGACCUGUACCUGUGCUCGCGCCUCAGCCGCGACCAGCGCCAGCUGGUGGUGGGCACCUCGUCCAACAUGUACGAGACCUGGGACCUGUUGGAGCGGCGCGUCAUCUCGACACAGCGCGGCUUCGCCGGGUCGGUGACCUCACUGGUGUUCUCCCACGACGGCGAGCGGCUGCUGGCGGGCGCCGGCGACAUGGUCACCUCGUGCAGCCUCACCAGGACGCCCAAGGUGGAGGACAGCCUGCAGCCGCUGUUCUCGGCGCGGUUCGCCUCGCCCGACCCGAGCUCGCUGGUCGUCGCCGCCAUCACGUCCAACAACGGCGUCCAGGGCCAGUUGGACCGUGAGCUAAUGGUCCUCAGAGGACUCGAUGGCACCAUUGUGACCACGACGAAGCCCGUGGGGGAGAAGAUCUGCAUCACGGAGAUCAACCAAGCCGGAACUAUGGUGGCGUUCGGCUGCGAGGACGGCUCCGUAGGCGUGUACGAGAUCGCGGUGGCGUCGGCGAGCCGCGCCGAGCCCAACAUCCUCGGCAAGCACAGCCAGCGCGUCAUCUCGCUGCAGUUCGGGCCGGACGGCGCCGUCGUCAGCGGCUCAGAGGACAGGAACAUGAAGGUGUGGUGGCCCGACCGCACCAACGUCACGUGCAGCGGCAACGACGGCGCGGUGACCCAGGUGGGCCUGUACGACUCGAGCGAGGGCCUGCUCGCCGUGUCCUGCUCCCGCGACGGCACGCUGAAGGAGGACUCCGUGCAUGGGUCCACCCGGCGCGCGAGGACUCGCGCUGCUCGUGCGGCCUUCUUCCGCGUUGAUAACUUGAUUGCGAAAGUGUACCUGGCCGCCUCCGGGAAGCUGCUGUCGGCGCACGUGGCGCACUCGGGCUCGACGGUCACCUGCUACCGGAUCGUGCGGCUGGCGGCGGCGGCGCGCGCCAACGGCACCAGCGGCCGCGGCGAGUCGCCCUGCCCGCCCGACCUCGUCGUGGUCACAGCAGCCGUGGACGGCAAGGUGAAGAUGACGCGGCUCUCGACGGGCGCCGUGGUCAAGUCGUUCACGCUGGACCAGGGCCCCGUGCGGACGUUCCAGCUCUCCGGGGACGGCUCGCUGCUGGUCACCGGCCAUGACGACGGCGACGUGGUGGUGACGCGGACGGACAUCCUGUGUCCGCCGCUGGUGCUGAAGCUGCACCAGAGCUGGGUGCACGACCUGGCCGUGUCGCCCGACGGUCGCACCAUCGUCUCCAAGCAGUACUUCUCGUACUGGUCGGGUCGUCCGGUGGAGCCGCCGGCUGGUGGCGGGGUCACCGCCGAGCUGCGUCAGGUGUUUGCCUUCCGCGGCACGCUGGCGCGGCGGCUGGCCGUCGACGACGACUGGACCACGCUCGUCACCAUCGACGACGCCGGCGUGCUCUACGUGCUCCAGGUCAUGUGA
Molecule: messenger RNA, 1881 nt
Organism: Pollicipes pollicipes
Lineage: Eukaryota; Metazoa; Arthropoda; Thecostraca; Pollicipedomorpha; Pollicipedidae
Product: vegetative incompatibility protein HET-E-1
Exons: 14
Coding region: 1-1881 (626 amino acids)
Molecular function (GO): protein binding
Source: RefSeq, a predicted model, not a curated record